Brassica rapa (field mustard) is the source of this 1619-nucleotide messenger RNA. RefSeq names its product RNA pseudouridine synthase 7. The record is from RefSeq and is a predicted model, not a curated record. Gene Ontology annotation, molecular function: pseudouridine synthase activity; RNA binding. NCBI's taxonomy places the organism in Eukaryota, Viridiplantae, Streptophyta, Magnoliopsida, Brassicales, Brassicaceae. Gene Ontology annotation, biological process: enzyme-directed rRNA pseudouridine synthesis.
UCAGCUUUAAAUAUGUCUAAAUAAAAGGGUCAUAAUUAUUCACAAAUACACACAAAGACGUAAAAAAAAUUAGCUACAAACUUUUAAACUUUUCUAAGAUUUGAUUUAUUUCUUGAUAUGGCUCAUUUUUUAAUAAUUUAAUAGAUAUUUUCUUGAAUACUUAAUCGAUAUUUCUAACGAUUUAAUUUUAUUAUAAUUUUGAAUAAGUUCUUCAAAAAAUAUAUUUUUAAAUUUGAAAUUUUAACUAUUUUGAGAUAUGCAAAAUUCGAAAUGAAACAUAGAUUAGAGAGUGGGUUAAACCCAAAAACUAAUACAAGGCCGUGGGUUUUAGAAGUUAUUAGAAUUGGGGUUUGUACAUUGACAACGACCUUAAAGAUUUUAUUCCUAAAAAAAAAAGCAAAGAGACAUGAAACAAAAGAUGCAAGAUGAGGAGGCCGUAGACUCUUCAGACAGCAUGAAUGUUACCGACAUAGUUUUGCAGUCAUCAUCUCCCAAACUCUCACAGAAGCAAGACUACAUCUUCCACGGAGGGAGACGGCAUGUGAGACCGUACUACUUCGAGUUCAUCUCUCAUGUGAAUAAACGGUGGACUGGAAAAACAAUUGUUGAUUUGUUCGCAGAUGAGUUCAAAGGCAGACCUCGUGACUACUAUGUUGGUGCUGUUAAAAGUGGAAGAAUCAAAGUUGAUGGAGAAACUGUACCAGUUUCUUAUAUUGUCAAAUCUUCCCAAAAGAUCACUCAUUUCCUCCACAGGCAUGAACCACCUGUGAUGACUGAUGAUGUAGAGAUCCUUCUUAAAGAACCUGAUGUUGUUACUGUCUGCAAACCAGCUUCUAUUCCUGUGCAUCCGUGUGGUCAAUACCGUAAGAACACGGUUGUUGGAAUCCUUGAUGCUGAGCAUGACCUUGGCCCUCUAUUUCCUAUUCACCGAUUAGACCGUUUGGUUUCUGGAUUGCUCAUCAUAGCAAGAACUGCUGCAAAGGCUGAUUUUUUCAGGCAACAGAUAGAGGGUGGAUUGGUGAAGAAACGCUAUAUUGCAAAGGUUGUUGGCGUGUUUCCAGAAGAGGAGAAAGUGGUCGACGCCAAUAUAAAUUAUAAUGGCAGCCAAGGAAGAAGCACAGCAGAGGACGCCAGUUCGAGUGGUGAUGAUAAGAACGUGAAGGGGAAGCCUGCGUGCACCAAGUUCACGAGAAUCGACACAAAUGGGACUCAUAGCCUCGUCUUGUGUGAACCAGUGACAGGGAGAACUCAUCAAAUACGAGUGCAUCUACAAUAUACAGGGCAUCCCAUAGCGAAUGACCCGCUUUAUCUAACUCAACACGUGGAUGAUCUUGAGACCAAGAUUGCCAAAAGAAUUGAUGCGGGUGAGAGAAAGCUUGUCUCCCCAGACGACUAUGUGUAUUCCAGUGAAGAUUUCAGCAUCGAUCCAAUGUGCACAAACUGCCCUAAGCUGAUCCCGCAAGGGUACGAGGAGCAUGAUGAGGCUCUUUGGUUGCAUUGCGUUCGUUACUCUGGAACUGGAUGGGAAUACGAGUGUCCUUAUCCAUCUUGGGCUUCCCUUUAACCAUUUUUGCUUUUGCCAUUUCUUGGACAAGAAACAGUAAUUCUUAUUAGUUAUU